AUAUCUCAAGGACCACUCUUCACAUGCAGGCAUAUCUCAUAUAGCAUCACCACACCUUACAUUUUUGCAUCAUGUAACACAGCCAAAAUUUUAUUAUCUUUGGCUAUGGACUGGUUCUCUUGGUUGUCAAAAAGCAGCCUCGAGCCCUCACUAAUCUAUGAGUAUGGUCUUGCCUUUGCUCGUAAUGAGCUCCAAGCAGAGGACUUGACGUACUUGAACCAUGAGUUUCUUCAAAGUAUGGGUAUUUCAGUAGCCAAGCAUAGGCUAGAAAUACUCAAGCUUGCCAGGAAGGAUGUUGGGGGAGGUCCACAUAGCCUCUCCAAGUUCAUUAAGGCAAUCAACAAGACCAAGAAGAGCAUCCAGAAGUGUAUCAAUAAGUUGGUUUUUCAUCGGGAUUCUGCAGCAUUCAAGGCUGAACUAGAGCCAGAGCUAGCAAGAUAUCAAGGACAGUGGAGAAGAGGAGCAUUGACAAGGAAGUACAGGAGUGAGAAGGAGUUGAUCAAAGUAGAGCAGCCUCCGAUACUCAAAAUCAGAAGGCAAGCAAAAUCUGGUCCUUUGGAUACUAGGAUGCAAGAGAAUUUGAUGCAUGCCAAUAGAUGCUUGAAGCUGUCUGGGCCUCUGGAUGGGAAAGUGCAGGAGAGAUUGGUGCUUGCUUACAGGAGCCCAAAAUUAUAUGGGACAUCAGAUGGAAGGGUGCCACAAAGUUUGAUGAUGACUAAUAGGAGCCCACAAGUACGUAGCCCCUUGGAUGCAAGAUCCACAAGCCCAAAAAUUCACUGUGAUUACAGCAAGGAAAGAAGAGGACUAAACGGUGAUUUUGACGAUCAAUCACUUUGGUCUGCACUUUUUCAAGACAUGAAACCCACUUAAUCGAAUAAUUGUUUUCUUGGUGUGUCUUCCUUUUUUUUUUUUGGUUCCCAAUCUUGAAACAAACUCUUGUAUGCUUAUGUACUCUUACUUGCAUCUCUCCUUCAGCGUGAUUUGGAGGUUUACCUUCAGACAUCAAAACA
This is a messenger RNA of Populus euphratica (Euphrates poplar), 1010 nucleotides long. RefSeq names its product sterile alpha motif (SAM) domain protein. The coding region runs from base 106 to 870 and encodes 254 amino acids. NCBI's taxonomy places the organism in Eukaryota, Viridiplantae, Streptophyta, Magnoliopsida, Malpighiales, Salicaceae. The transcript has a single exon. The record is from RefSeq and is a predicted model, not a curated record. Gene Ontology annotation, molecular function: protein binding.